CUUUGGCAAGUGCUGAAAGCGUUGCAUUCUCUAGGGAUUCAGACCAAGAGUGUUUACCUCUGCCGCGACGUUCUUUGUAUGAAGAAUGCGCAUGGAGCGACUGUAUAGGGGGCAUGCCGGCGACCCGUUGAGCCAUCUUUUCGCCAGCCGGAAAGGACCAAAGCUCCCAUGAAAGAGCUCACCGGACACGACAUGGAGGAGUUGAUAAGAACUAUCUUUAAUAAAUCUAAUGCCCACGGUUACCACUGACUAAUUCUCUUGUUCCCUUUUUUCCCUCAAGUCAAUUUUGUGUGUCUACUCGAAGAAAUUUCAUCCACAUCCUGCCCCCUUUUUGCAUUAUUACCAAAAAUUCUAGAUUGUUCAAAACUUCAAUGUCGGAUUACAGUCAAGAGAGGAUGACCACGGUGGCGAUAUUGGCCAUAUCACAGAGAAUCGAGUUUGAGAGAUGUCUUGCGGCGAUGAAAGCCCGCAAAGGGGGUCACGGCUCCGAUACUCUGGACGUUCUGCGACGUCUGGUUUGUGAGGCUGAAGACGCCCGCGGGAUUCUGUCGAGUCUUCGGGGAGAGAUUACCGGGGACGCAUAUGAUGCCAUACAUCAUAUGCUAGAAAAUCAGAUCCUGUUAAUCAAAACGCAGAUUCAUGAGGUUGCGCCAGAGGCGGGGAAAUCGUUCCUGCAGACGCCAAUGUCGAAUCCACCGCCGCAGCAAUCGAAGAAACAGCAGCAGCAGCAGCAACAGCAGGAGGGAGACACCCUUCAAAAACCGCCGUCUCCUUUACCAAGACCUUCCAGGCCCCAAAAAAUAAAACUGCCAUUACCGCGUCCGCCCUCCCUACCUAGACGGCUUUAUGAUGCUACGCCAACGAAUAAUGCGACGGACCAGUCAAACCCCCCUGAAAAGCAGAAGUCUCCUGCCCGUGAGAUCAAGGGGUUCCCUCCGCGAGCGACUAGAGGACGGCGUCAAACUACAAAGUCCUCAACCUCACGCCUUCCAGCGCCAGCAGAAGGGGAAAUAAAAGACCAUGAUUCAACGGGGCCAACGAGGGGGAAUCAAGCGGGCCGUCGCCGUCAUCAGGCCAGUGUAAGUCCUCCACCCCAGAGAAGAUUCAAGCUGUGGCCCACCGCAAGUAACAAAUACUCGCGUCCAGCGUUUGAACCUCUUUUUUUUUGAGAGAAAAGCGAGAACCCCUGAGAACCCAGAAGCCGGGGGAUGUAAGCGGUGCGAUUCACCUCCGCAAACAGCUCGACGAGCAAGAAGAAAGAAUCGAGGCGGCUAACGUGGAAAAGCGGAGUGAUGAUGUUAAUGGUGAGACGGAGAGUGAGUACGAGGGUGAGGCAAAGGCGGAGGUGGAGGAUGAAAGUCAGUCAGGGGGCGAAGGGGAAGAGGGAGAGAGACGCGGCAGGAAGAGGUCCGCGGAGCAUGACUU
Molecule: messenger RNA, 1425 nt
Organism: Colletotrichum phormii
Lineage: Eukaryota; Fungi; Ascomycota; Sordariomycetes; Glomerellales; Glomerellaceae
Exons: 1
Coding region: 372-1169 (265 amino acids)
Source: RefSeq, a predicted model, not a curated record